Messenger RNA from Eimeria necatrix, 300 nucleotides. RefSeq lists its product as hypothetical. The transcript has 2 exons. NCBI's taxonomy places the organism in Eukaryota, Apicomplexa, Conoidasida, Eucoccidiorida, Eimeriidae. Bases 1 to 300 code for a protein of 99 amino acids. The record is from RefSeq and is a predicted model, not a curated record.
AUGAAGUUAUUUGGAAUAGACCCUUACUGCUCAAACAGCCCCGCGGCUCUUUCUUGCAAUCCCCUGGCGCACUUCGAGGCCGAGCCCGACGAAGGUCCUUUUUACCUUUUUGCCUUUACGCAGCAGCAGCAGCAGCAACAGCAGCAGCAGCAGCAGCAGCAGCAACAGCAGCAGCAGCAGCAGCAACAACAGCAGCAGCAGCAGCAGCAGAAGCAACAGCAGCAACAGCAACAGCAGCAGCAGCAGCAGCAGCAGCAGUUCGAAACAGUAACGAAUUGCACUUUCGAACCAGAACUGUGA